Messenger RNA from Cololabis saira (Pacific saury), 1404 nucleotides. RefSeq names its product piggyBac transposable element-derived protein 3-like. The transcript has 2 exons. The record is from RefSeq and is a predicted model, not a curated record. The coding region runs from base 1 to 1404 and encodes 467 amino acids. NCBI's taxonomy places the organism in Eukaryota, Metazoa, Chordata, Actinopteri, Beloniformes, Belonidae.
AUGGACAUCAACACCCCGAACCACGAAGUCUUGAGGCCCUCUGGGUACUUCAAACAGUACAUAGAUGACCAGGUUUUUGAGGAAGUCUCUAGUUGUACCAACCAGCGGGAAGUGCUGGUCUCUGGGAACACCCUUAAAACCACUCCAGAGGAGGUGAAAACCUUCUUUGGAAUGGCAAUGUACAUGUCAUGUCUCAAAUACCCGAGGAUGCGCAUGUAUUGGGCAGCAAAGACAAGGGUCCCUAUCAUCACCAACUCAAUGACCAGGGACAGAUUCUUCAAAAUCUGCCAGUCCAUCAAAGUGACAGAUGACUUUGCCAUCUCAGAUGACCACAAAAAAGAGGAUGCACUCUGGAAGUUUGUGCCAGGCAAGCCAAAUCCUACUGGUCUGAAGGUUUUUGUGCUUGCCAGUCCCAGUGGCAUGGUGCUUGAUUUUGAAGUGUACAAGGGGAAAAACACAUUCAGAGAUAAGCAGGUGGGCAUUGGGGGGAAUGCUGUCAUUCGCAUGGCCGAAUCACUGCCAAGGGGUUCCCACCUGUACUUUGACAGGUAUUUCACAUCUGUCAAAGUCCUGGAUCAACUGAAGGCAAAUGGUCUCCUGGCAACAGGGACCAUUAUGAAGAAUCAAAUCCCUGCCAUCUGUAAGGCCAAGAUGUCCAAUGACACCAUGCGUCGGCAACAAGAGAGAGGUGCCUCCGAAAUGGUUGUAAGGAAACCAGGAACAGAGAUUGCUGUGACUAAGUGGUUCGACAACAAAGAAGUCCUCAUGGCAUCUACUAUCCAUGGGAUAGAGCCCCAGGAUAGCUGCACAAGGUGGUCAAAAAAAGAGAAGCGCCAUGUCACUGUGCCUAGACCUGCUGUUGUGGCGGAGUAUAACAACAACAUGGGUGGGGUUGAUCUGUGUGACCGCAUGAUCAGCUAUUAUCCCAUGUCAAGCCGCACAAAGAAGUGGACCGUCCGCACCAUGCUGCAUUUCUUUGAUCUGGCUGCCACAAACAGCUGGAUCCAGUACAGGUCAGACCACCAGGCCUCUGGGAGACCAGCAAAAGAGAGGAUGCAGUACUUUGAUUUCAAGCUGCUACUGGCGGAGGAAAUGCUGUCCCAGGCACAGGGUGGUGCAGACAGUGAAGAUGAAGAGGUGUCCAGUGGUGAGGAAGAUGAGGUGAGCACCUGGGGGGAUGAAGAGAACAUUCCCAAAAAGAAAAGGAGGUCUGUUAAGCCACAGCCCAACAAAGAAGUGAAGAAGUAUGGAGCACUACAUUUGCCAAAAAUGGUGGAGACAGCGAAUUCUUCAAGGUGCAGGAGAGAAGGAUGCAAAGGGAAGACAUUUGUGAAGUGUGUGAAGUGCAACAUGUUUCUUUGUGUCUCAAAGGCCAAGAAUUGCUUCCUGAUGUACCAUGCAUGA